CCGAUUCCGCUAGUGGAGGAAUGCGCAUCCGGUUUAUCUCUGACUUCACGCUCGUCUGUCUUGUUAUGAGGGAGGCGAGGGACGCCCAGUGGAAACACCUUCAGCCUGACCAGAGCUUUCCUGCGCUUAAACCCGACCUCAGCUCUGAAGCAAGCCGUUACCUGCACUGGAGAUGGACACAUCCACGGAGGCGCAAGCCGGAGAGCGCAGAUGGGAACACUGGAAGCUUCUGUCUAAUCUGAAGACGACUGUUGAAGGGCUGCUCUCCACCAACAACCCUAACGUGUGGUCCCGCUAUGGGGGUCUUCAGCGCCUGCACAAGGACAUGAACAACAUCCUGGGCCACGGCCUCAAGCACGAGCAGAUUUACUAUAAACAAAAAGACUACUGGCGUUUCGUGUGGUGUGUGCGGUAUCUCUGUCCUCAUCUCGCCCGUCACGUAGAACAGUUCAGUCAGCUGGAGCCGGUGUUGAGCAGUGGCGUUCAGUGCUUCGGCGAGGGUUAUAAAGCCGAGCGUUGGCUUCUACACAGCCUCCAAGGUCACAUCUUAUCUGCCCAGCUCAAACCGCUGCUGCAGCAUAAGACAAACACACAGAAAUAUUACAAUGACGGGGCCUUCCUGUUGAGUGAACCACACGUGUCUGCCAUGUUCCAGUGUCUGGAGGCCGUAGAGCAGAAUAACCCUCGGCUGCUGGCUCUCAUAGACACCGGCAGGCUUUCGCAUGUGAAAGAGUCUCCGUUUGGUUUGCUGAAGAGUCAGAGUUUAUGUUUGCUUCCCGGGGCCACAGGAAGUUGGAGGCCUGCGGACAAUUCAGAGUCUCGUCGGCUCACCACGUCCCAGAGCUGCCUUACAGAGCUUCCCAACACCCCACUCUCCAAGAGCAGCUCAGAUGUCAAUCCAUCCAGCAGUACUCAGGGAGCUCCAUGGGUUUGCGGUAGAGGAAACCAGGACGCAGGAAUACCCCAGAUCUCCUUCACUGAGCCCGCCUCACCCGCUCCGCCCGAGAUCCAGGAUUGUGUGGAAGCGGAUGUGGAUGACGGCCCGGAGUACCUGGCUAUCGGUAAUCUGGGGAAGCACAAACGGCGUGACUCGUCCAGCUCCACUCAGAGCAGUGAACACAUGGGGACUCAGGGCGAUGCCCACACUCCUUCGGCUCCACCCCCGCCACGCCGCUGCUCCUUCUCAGAGGCUCAGAGAACCACAGGGCGGAGCUCGAGGGGCCACAUCCGGUCUCUGUCCGACACGGGCAUCUCGCAGAAGCAGAAAAAUGGAGGGAAUCACAGGAAAAUCACCAUUAUUAUCGAGGACCCCGUCGCAGAGUCUGUUGCAGCUACACCAAUUUCAAAGAUCUGUGGUCCUUUCUCACCCCAGAGCAGCGACAGCAGCACCAACAGUUCCCUUUAUAUGGAAUCUAACGGCACCCAGUACAACAGUGUGCCAGACGCAUUGUUCCGCAGACCGUCCGAGGGUCAGAGUCUGAUCAGCUACCUCUCCGAGCAGGACUUCGGCAGCUGUGCUGAUCUAGAAAAGGAAAACGCCCACUUCAGCAUCUCGGAGUCUCUGAUCGCGGCCAUCGAGCUGAUGAAGUGUAACAUGCGCAGGCCGGUGGAGGAGGCGGAGGAAGAGGGCGACAGCGACUCGGAAAUCCAGCAGCUCAAACAGAAAAUCCGUCUGCGCAGACUGCAGAUACACCGCACGCGGAUGAAGCCACCGGCCUCCACUAAUAACCAAGCCCCAUCUGUGGAUAGUGGCGGCUCACGGAGGAGCUCCCAGGAUUCCUUUCACCCCUCUGACUCCGGCUCGGAUAGAGAUGUGGAGGAUAUCGAGCUCAAAGAUGGCAGUGAUGGUCAGUCCCUGCUGGCGGUGUCUCAGAGCGGCCUGUCCCUGUCACUCGCGUCCCUCUUCUCAGAUGCAGACAUCAAACGCAGUGCGUCCAGCAGCAAGUCCUUCCUCAGCUCCGACUCCUUCUCUCCAUCAAUGCUACAGUCAAACUCCGCAGAGUCAGUGGCGAUGGGUCUCCUCAGACAGUUUGAGGGCAUGCAGCUGCCCGCCGCCUCAGAGCUCGACUGGCUGGUUCCAGAGCACGACGCCCCUCAAAAACUUCUUCCAAUACCAGAUUCUCUUCCCAUUUCACCUGACGACGGCGAACACGCAGACAUUUACAAGUUACGCAUCCGAGUGCGAGGGAAUUUGGAGUGGGCUCCUCCCAGACCACAGAUCAUCUUCAACAUCCACCCUCCUCCAAAGAGGAAAGUGGUGGUGGCCAAACAGAACUACCGCUGCGCCGGCUGCGGCAUUCGCAUCGAUCCAGACUACAUCAAGAGGCUGAGGUACUGUGAGUAUCUGGGCCGCUACUUUUGCCAGUGCUGUCAUGAGAACGCGCAGGCCGUUGUGCCAGGAAAGAUCCUCAGGAAGUGGGACUUCAGUAAAAGCUACGUCAGCAACUUUUCCAGGGACUUGCUGGCCAAGAUCGCAGGAGAUCCGCUCUUCAACCUGAACGACAUCAACAGCGGCCUGUACAAGAAAGUCAAAGCCCUGGAAACAGUGCGCGCAUUGAGGGAACAGUUGAACCACAUGAAGAAUCUCUUAAGAACGUGCCGUUUGGCUCAAGAGCUUCUGGAUCAGUUCGACACUCUUCCUGGACAUCUGACCGAAGACUUUCACCUGUUCUCUCUCAACGACCUCACGGCUGUCCGCAGCGGCGGUCUGGGGCCAAAGCUGCGAGAUCUGCUGCGCCUCGGCUCCAGCCACGUCACGGACUGCGUGCUCUGCCAGGCCAAGGGCUUCAUUUGUGAGUUCUGUGGAAAUGACAAGGACAUUAUCUUCCCCUACGAGCUCAGCAAGUGCCUGCGCUGUGAAGGUGAGCCUCUUAUUGAUUGGUUGAUUGAUUGA
Sinocyclocheilus anshuiensis is the source of this 2893-nucleotide messenger RNA. RefSeq names its product run domain Beclin-1-interacting and cysteine-rich domain-containing protein-like. Gene Ontology annotation, cellular component: early endosome; late endosome. The transcript is spliced from 21 exons. Lineage: Eukaryota; Metazoa; Chordata; Actinopteri; Cypriniformes; Cyprinidae. The record is from RefSeq and is a predicted model, not a curated record. Gene Ontology annotation, biological process: negative regulation of autophagosome maturation; negative regulation of endocytosis. Gene Ontology annotation, molecular function: phosphatidylinositol phosphate binding. Bases 173 to 2893 code for a protein of 906 amino acids.